AUGAGACUCAUCAGAAACCAGAAAUCUACACUGCUUAGGAGAUUUGUGGUUAUUUCUUUCCCAAAUCUCCCAGGGACUGCAAUCAAAUAUUAUUUUCUACAUUUUGCCAAAGGAGGAGCCAAGAGGGGAAAACAGAGGUCUGUAAAGUUCUCUUGGGAUGUCAGAACUUUAAAAUCUAAAAGAAAACAGACACAGAACAGGAUGAUAACAUCACAAGCUAAAAGUCAGAGAAAUUUAAAAUUACUAUCAUCCUUGUUAGAGCGAGACAGUAAAUACCAUCCUUGUAUCAAGAAAGCUGUAAGCAGCUGGGGGUAA
Messenger RNA from Rangifer tarandus platyrhynchus (Svalbard reindeer), 315 nucleotides. Lineage: Eukaryota; Metazoa; Chordata; Mammalia; Artiodactyla; Cervidae. The record is from the annotation of a GenBank genome assembly.